CGCCGGGAGGCGGAGCCGGGGGGCGGCUGGUUUGGUCUCUGCCGCGUGGGGCGACAGCAUGGAACGGGAAGCCGGCCCUGGGGGCGCGCGCCGGGCGCUGGGCCUCCUGGUGGAGGCGGUGCUGGCAAACCGAGGCAAGGCCAACGCCGUGUUCGACAUCCUGGCCGUGCUACAGUCUGAGGAUCAGGAGGAGAUCCAGGAAGCGGUGCGCGCAUGCAGCCGACUUUUCGGGGCCCUGCUGGCCCGCGGAGAGCUGUUUGUGGGCCAGCUGCCCUCUGAGGAGAUGGUCAUGGCAGGGUCCCGGGGGGCCACUCGCAAGUACAGGGUGUGGAUGCGGCACCGGUACCACAGCUGCUGCAACCGCCUGGGGGAGCUCUUGGCCCGCUCCUCCUUUCGAGUCAAGGAGCUGGCCCUCAGCACGCUCAUGAAGUUCGUGCAGCUGGAGGGGGAGCACCCCCUGGAGAAGCCCAAGUGGGAAGGCAGCUAUCUGUUCCCCCACCAGCUCUUCAAGUCGGUGGUGGGAGGCCUGCUCUCUCCGGAAGAGGACUGCUCUCUGCUGCUCUGUCAGUUCCGGGAGUUCCUGGAACACGACGACAUCCGCUACCACACGAUGCAGGCUGCGGCGGACGCUGUGGCCCGGGCCGCUGAUGGACACCCUGACGUGCCGCUCAUCUUUUGGAACAACGCCUUCACGCUGCUGUCCUCCGUGAGCCUGCCCCGCCAGGAGAGCACCCCCCGCAGCUUCUACGUCAAGCACGCGGCGUGGGGGACGUCCACCCCUGUCGCUUCCCCACAGGAGCACAGGAAGGCCUUCCAGCAGAUGUGGCUCGGCUUCCUCAAGCACCAGCUGCCUCUCCGCGUCUGCAAGAAGGUUCUGGUGAUCAUGCACGACUCCAUCCUGCCUCACCUGGCGCAGCCCAGCCUCAUGAUUGAUUUCCUCGCCCGCGCCUGUGACGUCGGUGGAGCCAUCAGCCUGCUGGCUUUGAACGGGCUUUUCAUCCUGAUUCAUAAGCACAACCUGGAGUACCCUGAUUUCUACCAGAAGCUGUACGGCCUGCUUGACCCGUCUGUCUUCCACGUCAAGUACCGGGCCCGCUUCUUCCACCUGGCCGACCUCUUCCUGUCGUCCUCGCAUCUGCCCGCCUACCUGGUGGCUGCUUUCACCAAGCGCCUGGCCCGCCUGGCCCUGACGGCGCCCCCCGAGGCUUUGCUCACGGUCCUGCCCUUUAUCUGCAACCUGCUGCGCAGACACCCCGCCUGCCGUGUCCUCGUGCACUGCCCCAGGGGCCCAGAGCUGGACGCCGACCCCUAUGACCCCCAAGAGGAGGACCCUGCCCGGAGCCGAGCCCUGGAGAGCUCUCUGUGGGAGCUGCAGGCCCUCCAGCGGCAUUACCACCCCGAGGUGUCCAAGGCCGCCAGCGCCGUUAACCAGGCGCUGUCCGAGGCCGAGGUCAGCAUCGCGCCGCUGCUGGAGCUCACCGCCUUCCAGAUCUUCGAGCGGGACCUGGAGAAGAAGGGGCCUGAGCCAGUGCCCCUGGAGUUCAUCCCGGCCCAGGGCCUGCUGGGCCGGCGGGACGACCUCUGCGCCCAGCACUUCACGCUGAGCUGACCCUGCGCGCCCCGGUGCCCCCGACGGAUGGUCCUGUGGGGAAGCCGCCG
This is a messenger RNA of Kogia breviceps (pygmy sperm whale), 1659 nucleotides long. The record is from RefSeq and is a predicted model, not a curated record. NCBI's taxonomy places the organism in Eukaryota, Metazoa, Chordata, Mammalia, Artiodactyla, Physeteridae.